Myxocyprinus asiaticus (Chinese sucker) is the source of this 3704-nucleotide messenger RNA. RefSeq names its product gastrula zinc finger protein XlCGF52.1-like. Gene Ontology annotation, biological process: regulation of transcription by RNA polymerase II. Lineage: Eukaryota; Metazoa; Chordata; Actinopteri; Cypriniformes; Catostomidae. The transcript is spliced from 3 exons. The coding region runs from base 640 to 1815 and encodes 391 amino acids. The record is from RefSeq and is a predicted model, not a curated record. Gene Ontology annotation, molecular function: DNA-binding transcription factor activity; RNA polymerase II cis-regulatory region sequence-specific DNA binding.
AAGUAAUAAAACAUGCUAUUUGUCUGUCUUUCUUAUCUAUCUGUCUGUUUGUCUAUCAGUCUUUCUUUUCUAUCUAUCUGUCUGUAACUAACAAGAUAAUUAAGCUUUUAAAUCUUUUUUUAAACUUUCAGAACAGGCUCUUUCAAGCCAACCGCAAAGUUAAUCUUAAUGUUCAGAUGCAAACUACUUUUAUUAUUUUUUUUAUAAAACAGCCAGUUCCAGUCCUCGAUUCUGAUUGGACGAGAAGAAGCUUUUACGGGCGUUUCCCAAACGGCAUUUUUGCCUUUGAAGAGGACUGCAUGCGGGAAGGAGAAGCCACUUGCGCCAUCGGAAGCACGAGUCCUGAAAUGUCUGGAGAGAGAAGGAAAAGAGUCUCUGAUCUGUAACCCACAGUAGAUGGCGAUAAUGCUCUAUUUUAGAAUGCAAGCCGCCGAUAAAAAAAGAAAAAGGAAGAGACGCCACUCGACUCGAAAUAUUGUUCCAAACGCAAAUCUCGUCCUUUGGUGCUCCGUCACAGUUCACACCUUUAUUGAAGCCACUCCCACAACAAUUUACCAAUAAAUAUUGUGAAUAUUCCCAUCAUCCUACAAGAGAAGUUCUUCAGACCAGCAGGAAGAACUGAAAUCUGUGUGAUAUACUAUGGUGAAGAUGGAGUUUGUUAAAGAAGAGAGAGAAGACAUGAGUUAUCCAGAAUCAUCCAGAAUAAAACGUGAAGAUACUGAGGAACAAAUAGAUCUGAUUGAAGUGAAAGAGGAGAAUCAAGAACUGAAUGAAGUGGAGGAGAAACAUCAUAACUUCAAAACAGAAGAAAAUGAUUUUAGCUGCUCACAGACUGAAAUGAAUUCCUCACAAGAGAGAACUCAAAAAACAGAAGCUGAAAACUCUUUCACCUGCCCUCAGUGUGGAAAGACUUUCACAUGUAAAGACACCCUUAAUAUGCAUUUAAGAAUUCACACCGGAGAGAAACCUUUCACAUGUCAGCAGUGUGGAAAGAGAUUCAAAUCUAAAUCGGAUGUUAAGAAGCACAUGAUAAUUCACACCGGAGAGAAACCUUACACCUGCCCUCAGUGUGGAAAGAGUUUCAAAACUAAAUCACAUCUUAAGACGCACAUGAUAAUUCACACUGGAGAGAAACCUUACACCUGCCCUCAGUGUGGAAAGAGUUUUGUUGAAAAAAGGUAUCUCAACUAUCAUAUUGGCUGUCACUCUGGUGAAAAGCCGUUUAACUGCGAUCAGUGCGGUAAACAUUUUGCGACGACCUCAUAUCUAAAAACACAUUUGAAAAUUCAUACAAACCAGAAGCCUUAUGUGUGUUGUUCUUGUGGAAAUAGUUUUGUACAACUCCAAAAUUUGAAAAAUCAUCAGAAAAGACACGCUGGUGUUAGAGAUCAUGUGUGCUCUGAGUGUGAGAAGAGCUUCACUACAGUCAACCAGUUGAAAAUUCACGCCCGAAUUCACACUGGAGAGAAACCUUACAAGUGCCAUGAGUGUGAAAAGAUGUUUGCAUGUACAAGUAAUCUUAAGACGCACAUGAGAAUUCACAGUGGAGAGAAGCCUUACACGUGCCUUCAGUGUGGAAUGAGUUACAGAUAUAAAUCAAAUCUUAAUAGACACAUGAGAAUUCACAGUGGAGAGAAGCCUUAUACGUGCCUUCAGUGUGGAAUGAGUUACAGAUGUAAAUCAAGUCUUGAUAGACACAUGAGAAUUCACAGUGGAGAGAAGCCUUGCACGUGCCCUCUGUGUGGAAUGAGUUACAGAUAUAAAUCAAAUCUUAAUAGACACAUGAGAAUUCACACUGGAGAGAAGCCCUCAUAGCUUUUAAAUGGAAGCUGAUAAGCUUCCUGGUUUCUCGUACCGCUUCGCAUUUCCUUUCCCCCAUAAAAACAGAUCCUUGUCCGUUGGUAUGCAUAACUCCAACCAGAAAUGGGGACUUGGGUUUUUCUUUGAGUCACAUUUUAAUAGACUUCAGACUCGACCUAAAAUGACUUCAGACUUGACUCAAAUCAACACAAAGGACUCGUGAAUAUCUCAAAAACUACUUGAGUCUUUUAACCUUAAUUGUUAAUAUCUUAAAGGAAGAAUUUGUGUUUUAUUUGUAUGGUUUUAUUACAUCCACAAAACAUUUACCCAUGUGUCAUGAUCGAUCGGACCCUUAUCUUAGAAUUUAAUGUAUUUCUUUGUAAACCCUGAAAUGUGAUAUGAGUCCCAUGAAACGUGACGGCACCCACUGUGCCAUUUGUGCUCAUGCUCACACUUGGUUGAGCCCUCAGAAGUAGAAACUUCAAGAUGAUCACAUUCUCAAAGGUUAGUCACAUUAAUUAACACACAAAUCUAGCUAAUAUUGUACUGUUGCAAACAUUGGGCAUUGUAGCUACAUGAUCGUCAACCAGAGGAUGCGUCAAUUUAAACCUAGUGCUUUGUUUUAUCAAAGUUUUCGUAGUAUAUAUGCUACCUUUCCCUCGCUCUCUGUGUGUGUGUGUGUGUGUGUGUGUGUGUGUGUGUGUAUAUAGAGUAAGUAAUAAGUAAGAGUAUUUAAAAUAUACACUGGCGGCCAAAAGUGUGGAAUAAUGUACAGAUUUUGCUCUUAUGGAAAGAAAUUGGUACUUUUAUUCACCAAAGCGGCAUUCAACUGAUCACAAUGUAUACCGCAUCAGUUUUUCUUUAAUAGCUGUGCACACAGCAUAUACACAUCGAUGGAUGGUCCUUAUACUAUGACCGAAAGUUUCCCCGCUACUUGGUGCAGGUUGCCAGCUUGAACAUGGCCAUGACGAUUCGCUUUCGGGUCGGAAACUGGUGGCAGCCUGCGAUAGGCGCAACAUCAGGACCGAUAUUGCAGUCCUAUCAGAAGGGCAACAGCUCCCUUUUGAUUGCAAUUCCUCCUCUUCUGAUUGCAUUUAUUUGUGAAAUUAAAAUGACAAUAAGCUGGCUGAUUUCAAUAAAUUGUCUCAAUACUCUCUCCAUUUUACCAAAAAAUUUGGGACAUCUGGGAGGCGAAAGGUACACAAUUAGUGAUAAACGCACAUUUCUGUAUGGAAACGGCAGGCAGAUUUAUUUUGUGAUAAAACAAAACAUAUGUGACAGUGUUUUUAGACAUGACAUCAUCAUGCACACCAUUUUUAUCGCUAAAAGGCCAUUUGAAUGGAAACACAUUUUCACUUUGUCGAUAACAAAAUUGCGCAAAAAGUGGAUGGAAACUAGGCUAAUGACAGCUUUGCAGAUCUUUUGUCAGUUUGUCCAGAUACUCCGGUGACAUUUCACCCCACGCUUCCUGUAGUACUUGCCAUAGAUGUGGCUGUCUUGUUGGGCACUUCUCACACUCCUUACAGUCUAGCUGAUCCCACAAAAGCUCAAUGGGGUUAAGAUCCAUAACACUCUUUUCCAAUUAUCUGUUGUCCAAUGUCUGUGUUUCUUUGCCCACUCUAACCUUUUCUUUUUGUUUUUCUGUUUCAAAAGUGGCUUUUUCUUUGCAAUUCUUCCCAUAAGGCCUGCACCCCUGAGUCUUCUCUUUACUGUUGUACAUGAAACUGGUGUUGAGCGGGUAGAAUUCAAUGAAGCUGUCAGCUGAGGACAUGUGAGGCGUCUAUUUCUCAAACUAGAGACUCUGAUGUACUUAUCCUCUUGUUUAGUUGUACAUCUGGCCUUCCACAUCUCUUUCUGUUCUUGUUAGAGCCAGUUGUCCUUUGACUGUAGUGUACACCUUUGUA